This is a messenger RNA of Didymodactylos carnosus, 516 nucleotides long. Lineage: Eukaryota; Metazoa; Rotifera; Eurotatoria; Philodinida; Philodinidae. The record is from the annotation of a GenBank genome assembly.
AUGGCUGCGGCUUACAUAAGCAAAUCUGCUCAUUCAACAGGAAACACGACAUCCCGAUCAAAAACACGCAAUCUCGAGACAUUUACUCUGCUAUGGCCCGAUGCCGAUGUCGAUGCGACUCAAGAUAAUUUCGACACACAACUCAAACUGAGAGGUGUCAUCAACUGUUUGCAGACGUUUGAAGUUGUCGAUGAGUGUGAACACCAUAUUCGAGAGAUGAAAGAUGAGAAAGUGGUGUUAACAGUCUCUGGUCGACUGGGGUGUGAAAUAGUGCCGGAAGUGCAUGAUCUCCGUCAGAUUAUGUGUACUGCAUGGAUGAAGAGAGCAGCAAGAAAUGGUCACAACACUAUACAAAAGUCAAAGACUGCACCAUUUGCUUCCAUCUCACAUAUGAGUUAUUAUGAUGACGAAGGUGAAGUAUUGUUCAUUCUCGGUGCUGUGUUUCGAAUUGAGAAAGUGGAUCGUGAUGGUGGUGUGUGGAUGGAUGGUGAGGUUGGUGCUGUGCAGUCAAGCUGA